This is a messenger RNA of Scylla paramamosain (green mud crab), 7675 nucleotides long. RefSeq lists its product as uncharacterized. Bases 5210 to 6334 code for a protein of 374 amino acids. The transcript has 2 exons. NCBI's taxonomy places the organism in Eukaryota, Metazoa, Arthropoda, Malacostraca, Decapoda, Portunidae. Gene Ontology annotation, biological process: larval heart development; cell adhesion involved in heart morphogenesis. The record is from RefSeq and is a predicted model, not a curated record. Gene Ontology annotation, cellular component: extracellular matrix.
AGAGAUUACUAUCAUCAUCAUUAUUAUUAUUAUUAUUAUUAUUAUUAUUAUUAUUAUUAUUAUUAUUAUUAUUAUUAUUAUUAUUAUUAUCAUUCCCUGAGCAGAGCAAAAGGGUUCUAAUAUUGUUACCAAACAUCUCUACAACCCUCCACUCAACCUGGCCCCUGGAGGGUGGAAUGAUGAUUUAACCAGGAACACUUUUUGGUGUCUAUCACUUGAUGGCACAUCUUUUUUUUUUUUUUUAUGACAUUUCUCCGUCAGAUCCAUCAUUUUGCAGCAUUUUGCAUAGUUCAGUUUAUCAAGUGUGCAAAAUGCACAAAUAAUAUGCCAUACCUCACUUCAUAUACGUGAUAGCCAAUUUUGGUUGACACCAUCAGACUCAGAAGUGACUGUAGAAUAAAGAUGUAUGGAAAAAAUCUGACAAAACAAAAAAGGAAAUGGUAUUACGAUGAGCUGAAUUGUGAAGAUGUAAAAAAAAAAAAAAAAAAAAUUAAAACGUUUUACUUAUGCUCGCUAUUUUCAACAGGUAAUCAUUGAAUGCUGAAAUAUAUUAUUACAUUAAGUAGGAAAAUCUCUCAUGAACAUGAUAGUGAUCAGAAUGCAGAUAAAUCUCUACAUAUUGAAAAAUAAAUAAAUAAAUACAUAAAUAAAUAAAUAAUUUACAGGGAUAUGUCACUCGCUGCAACCAGCACGACACUUGGCGUGGCGCAUGCAGGCGGUCUCUUUAUGACCAGCAUGUCUGUGAUGUGUCUAAAAAUCAAAAUCCCCCCAGCAGCUGAAGAAAAGUCCUUUAAGUUGACCUGCACCUUAAAACACCUAUUACAUGUUUAUUAUUAUUAUUAUUAUUAUUAUUAUUAUUAUUAUUAUUAUUAUUGUUGCAAGUCCUACCCUUACCGUCUGUAUCCCAAAGCACAAGUGGGUGGCAGCUCAGUGUAGUUGUGGUGGAACACAGGGGAAGAAUAAUGGGAACCUUGUACCUCCUAUGAGCUCUCGUUAGUAUAGUCACUCACAUAACUUGUUACAAUGCAUACUAGAAAUAUAAGCACUGCCAUAUUUGCCAGCGCAUUAGACACAUUUUUUUUUUUUUUUUUUUUUUUUUUUUACUUGAAAAAGAGGUGUCAAAUAAUUAGCAUGCAUCUAAUGCGGCUGUAAUACAGAUGCCAAGGUCUUUAAGCCUAGGCCUAUAGCUGCAGAGUUGAAACAGUAAUACACUAAGCACAAAUAUUGUUACUAAUAAUACUACUAGUAAUAAAUCAUUGAAAAACAGCCAAAUUGUCACAAUCUAUUAGCACCAACUUCCUAAAAAAUUAUCGGACGUUAAUAAAGACGAAUUUAUUGGGAGAAAGAAGCUUGUUUCUCACUGUACCUCCUCUUCAGCAUAUGUAACCCACACCAGAUAUGUCUUACAUCAUCUAACAGCUGUUAUUUAUUGUUAAACAUUUAUAAUAUAUAUAAAUAAAAAAAAGUCACUUAGAAACAUUAUAAAUGUUACACGGAUAUUAAAACCACCUAAGCGGUCUGUAUGCAACUUGCAAUAUAAGAGUGGAUGAGAAACCAAAACAAUGGCACAGUGCUACAUGUGACACUUAUGUAAAUUAUUUUAUUGUAAUGAUUAUCUUGGUGAGUUGUUAAUGAUGGUUAUUGUGGUUAUGUUUAUAUUAUUGUUGCCUUCUUUAGUUUCACUCAUGUUUUGUCAUAUAACGAAGCUUCAGUGCUUCAUGCAUUAGUUUACUUCAUAGCUGUGUCUGCCCACCGAAUCAGUCAGCUCCUGGCCAGUACACAGUUUACUUCUGGCUACUAUAUACUGUUGCCUCAAUACAUUCCCAAGAAACAUCCUUGCUGGACUUCAUUUUACUCACUCCGUCACUGAAGUACUAUAUGAACCCCACAACUGUUAACCCCAGAGUAACACAAGUGACCAGAGUGACAGUGAUGAGGUGGGUGAAAAUGAAGAGCAGAGGGUGAAAGGUGAAGCACAAUAUGUUUCCAUCAAACCACCUCCAUUCUUGGAUUCAUCAGUGGAAGGAUGGUUCAUCAUAAUGGAAGCUCAAUUUCACCUACAAUGCAUCACUACAGAAGUGACUAAAUUCUACCACAUUUUAUCAGCAUUUACACCCAGGGUUGUUGGCCAGCUCUCUGUGGGAACGUUGAACUCAAGAUCUUUCAGGGAUGUGAAGCCUGAAGUGAUCCAGAUGUUUGAACAGACGAAGCUGGAGCUGUUUGAACAACUAAUCUCCACCGCAACGAUGACUGGAUGGCUGUCUGCCUACAUGAAUGAGUUACUCAUCUUCUCUAACAAGAUGUCUACCACCUGACAAACUGAAGACAGCGAAGGAAGCAUUCCAAAACUUGUUGAUUGCUGGCAUCAUUCACCCUUCAAGAUCACUGAGGGCAUCUCCUUUACACCUUUACUCCCAGGAGCAAGCCAGGAGAGUGGCAGGUCACUGGUGAUUACCGCGCCCUCAGUGCCAUCACCAAGCCAGAUCAUUAUCCUCUCCUGCGCAUAGUCUGUCUGAAACGAUAAUUACUCCCAUUGAGGUCUAAAGCACUGUUCAGGGGGUGCUGUGAACUUAUCAUUAAGCUCAGCUGUGACCUCACUGAACAUUUCCCUUUGUGUCUUACAACACAAGGGGGCAGUCACAGCCUGCCGUCUAAAAACAACUCUCUUCCUCCACACAAAACUACAAGCACCUAAUAACCCUUCACUCAAAAAUUUCAAAAUCAUCAUGGCGACUCCUACACCAGCCUCGGAGUUCCCAUCUAGGGAGGGGACCAUAAAUGUCCCUAGGUCGGACAGCCUUUCUGUUGACGACCCUAAGUGUCUUGACACCCCCUCAACUUUUUCUUCAUUAACUUCUGCAACAUUCGCAGUCUAAGAUCUAAUUUUCAAUCUGUAGAACACCACCUCUCCUCUUCUAAACCUCAUCUUCUUUUCCUCACUGAAACUCAGGUGUCUGAGGCAACUGACAGUAGCCCCUUUUCUGUUCCCUCCUACUUUCUCUAUCCUCAUUUUCGAUCCAAAGCUGGAUGUUGCGUUUAUCUGCACGAUGAUUUAACCUGCUCCCGUGUCCACACUCUUGAAUUUUCCGAGUUUUCCACCAUCUGCCUACGACUACAGAGUCACUUACAAACUAAAUUUAUCUGUGCUGUAUGUCUUUCACCUAACUCUUCUGACUAUAAGAAAUUCUUUGACUACUUAACUUCCAAAGUGAAGCACAUUCUGACUCUAUUCCCUUUUUGCAGAGAUCUCCAUUCUUUAUAGACUUCAGUGUUCACCACCAGCUUUGGCUUUCCUCUCUCUUCACUGACCAUCCUGGUGAACUAGCCUUCAACUUUCAUAUCCUCCACGACCUAGAGCAAUUGGUGCAACACCCUACUCGUAUUCCUGACCAUCUUGGAGAUACGCCCAACAUUCUUGACCUUUUCCUGACCUCUAAUACUUCUGCUUAUGCUGUCACCCUGUCAAUGCUGUCAAUGAUAGUAUGUAGGCAGCACAUCAUAAUGUUAAACCAUGUCGUCCGUCAUGUUCCUUGGUUACUGAUAUUAUUUCAUUGCUGUCUAUGUCGGAGUCAAAAGCAGUUUCAGGUAGAACAAUGGUGAUGCCUCAUUAUACUUGUCAUUAUCAGAUUAUCAGGAUAAUGGUAAAAAAGAAGUCUUUAUUGGAAGACCAACUAAAAAAAAGUACUUAAAAAGCAAUUAAAAAUCACGGAUUUUAGAGGAGCGUUAAUUCAUUUUAUCUAUUGUCUUUUUGACUGUGGGACUGGAUUAUACUUAAGACAGCUCCAUAAGGCCUUAUAAUUUUGUGUUUAUGGCCUUAUAAUUGUGUUGUUCUAAGACAAGUAGUGUGGUACUAUUCGCAACAUGACUCACACUCGACCACUUAGCGUCCAUCUGUACAUUCCUGUACAUUCUUGACAUAUCCUUGCCCCUGGAAUGUCGUCCUUCUUUGCUCUAAGUGUUGCAUGAAGUGUUGUAAUUGCAUCCAUGUAUUUGUAAACAUCUUUAAGAGCAUACCAAGAGCUUCUCUUGUUUUGACUCUAUUUCAUUUUCUGUGACUUGUUUUCCUUUUUCCACCUUUCUGAAAGCUUCCUCAUCUACAAACAUGAGUAAAAUUACUUUCUCUUGUGCUGGAAUAUAUAGGACUCCCGUUUGUUCAGGGUAUUGUUGCUCAUUCACAGAUGCGUUGUAUGGUUCUUCUGCUACAGUGAUGUCAUCUUGCAUAAAACCGUUCGUGCCAUCUUGUUUGUACACCUAUAAAUUCACUAUGUGGUAUAAGUUUUUUUGUUCUUUAUUUGAUGCAACGUUUUUCAGUUUUGCGCGUCCUUUGCUUACAAGAGAAACAACUUCGUAUGGGCCUAUGUAUUUUGCUUCUAUUUUUCCUCCCUUUCAGUGAUUAUUUUUGCUGCUUUUUUAAUUGUGCUAAUGAGCCCUCAACUAUUUCAUUAUAUUCAGAUGUAUGUCUUUCAUCACAGUUCUUCUUUUGUCUGUUUUGAGCUUUAGUAAUAUUCAUAGUGAUUUUUUCUUCAGCUGCCUUUUUUCUGACAACAAUCUCUCUGUAGCUCUUUAACAGUCUCUGCUGUCUUUACCCUAGUUCCUACCGCCUCACAUGAUCCAGUAUCUAGGUAGAUUGGAAGCAUGGGAUCUCUCCUAGAUAUGGCAGUGAAAGGGGUGACAGCGCUGGCAUGGACCGAAAUACGAUAUCCAAAUAGCAUUCUCUUUAUGUGCAUAUCCCAGUCGUUUUGUUUUUCAUAAACACGUUCGAUAUAUAGAGUUUUUUUGAGGGUUUGAUUAAAUCUCCUGCAAUCCAUUUGUUUGCGGAUGAUAGGCUAAAGCAAUUCUGUGAUCUAUCUAUAACUUGGCAAAUGUGAUGUCAUUCAGUUCGUUGACAAAUUCUCUCCCUUGGUUGGUGAUCAAUGUUUCUAUACAGCCAAAUUCACAUAUGAUAUCUAAAAAGAACUGUGCAAAUUCUGCUGCAGAUUUGUGUUUUAAAGGUGAAGCAACUGGAAAAUUUUGUAAAGUAAUCCCACGCUCUUGAAUCUUCCGAGUUUUCCACCAUCUGGCUACAACUACAAAGUCACUCUCAAACAAAAUUUAUAUCUCUCACCUAACUCCUUUGACUAUAAGAAGUUUUUCGACUACUUAACUUCCAAAGUGCAGCACAUUCUGACUCUCUUUCCUUUUGCAGAGAUCUCCAUUCUUGGAGACUUCAAUGUUUACCACCAGCUUUGACUUUCCUCUCCCUUCACUGACCAUCCUGUGUGAACUAGCCUUCAACUUUGCUAUCCUCCACGACCUAGAGCAAUUGGUGCAACAUCUUACUCAUAUUCCUGACUGUCUUCGAGAUACACCGAACAUUCUUCACCUUUUCCUGACCUCUAAUCCUUCUGCUUAUGCUGUCACCCUCUCUUCUCCGUUGGGCUCCUCUAACCACAAUCUCAUAUCUGUAUUUUGUCCCAUCACUCCAAUCGCUCCUCAGGGUCCCCCUAACCUAAGGUGCUUCUGGCAUUUUGCCUCUGCUAGUUGGGGGGACCUGAGGAGGUAUUUUGCUGAUUUUCCUUGGAAUGACUACUGCUUCUGUGUCAGAGACCCGUCUUUACUUGCUGAGCGCAUAACAGAGUUGAUAGUGUCUGGCAUGGAGGCGUACAUUUCUCGCUCUUUUUCUCGACCUAAACCUUCCAAACCUUGGUUUAACACAGCUUGCUUUCAUGCUAUACAUGAUAGAGAGGUGGCCCACAAAAAGUAUUUAAGCCUUCCAUCACCAGAAUCUCAUGCACUUUAUAUUUCUGCCCAGAACCAUGCCAAGUCUGUUCGCCAACUAGCCAAAAACUCCUUCAUUAACAGAAAGUGUCAAAAUCUUUCAAGAUCUAGCUCCCCUCGUGACUUCUGGCACCUAGCCAAAAAUAUCUCCAAUAACUUUGCUUCUUCUUCUUUCCCUCCUUUAUUUCAACCAGAUUGCAGCACUGCUAUCACAUCUAUUUCUAAAGCUGAACUUUUCGCUCAAACCUUCGCUAAAAACUCUACCUUGGACGAUUCUGGGCUCGUUCCUCUCUUUCCUCCACUCUCUGACUACUUCAUGCUACCUAUUAAAAUUCUUCGCAAUGAUGUUUUCCAUGCCAUCGCUGGCCUAAAUCCUUGGAAAGCUUAUGGACCUGAUGGGGUCCCUCCUAUUGUUCUCCUAAACUGUGCCUCCGUGCUUGCACCUUGCCUAGUCAAACUCUUUCAGCUCUGUCUGUCAACAUCUACAUUUCCUUCUUGCUGGAAGUUUGCCUACAUUCAGCCUGUUCCUAAAAAUGGUGACCAUUCUAAUCCUCAAACUACCAUCCCAUUGCUUUAAUUUCCUGCCCAUCUAAAGUUUUUGAAUCUAUCCUCAACAGGAAGAUUCUUAAACAUCUAUCACUUCACAACCUUCUAUCUGAUCGCCAUUAUGGGUUCUGUCAAGGCCGCUCUACUGGUGAUCUUCUGGCUUUCCUUACUGAGUCUUGGUCAUCCUCUUUUAGAGAAUUUGAUGAAACUUUUGCUGUUGCCUUGGACAUAUCAAAAGCUUUUGAUAGAGUAUGGCACAAAGCUUUGAUUUCCAAACUACCCUCCUACAGCUUCUAUCCUUCUCUCUCUGUAACUUCAUCUCAAGUUUCCUUUCUGACCGUUCUAUUGCUGCUGUGGUAGACGGUCACUGUUCUUCUCCCAAAUCUAUUAAUAGUGGUGUUCCUCAGGGUUCUGUCCUGUCACCAACUCUCUUCUUAUUAUUCAUUAAUGAUCUUCUAAACCAAACUUCUUGUCCUAUCCACUCCUACGCUGAUGAUACCACCCUGCACUUUUCCACGUCUUUUCAUAGACGUCCAACCCUUCAGGAGGUAAACAUAGCACGCAGGGAAGCCACAGAACGCCUGACUUUUGAUCUUUCUAAAAUUUCUGAUUGGGGCAGAGCAAACUUGGUAUUGUUCAAUGCCUCAAAAACUCAGUUCCUCCAUCUAUCAACUCGACACAACCUUCCAGACAACUAUCCCCUCUUCUUCAAUGACACUCAGCUGUCCCCCUCUUCUACACUGAACAUCCUCGGUCUGUCCUUUACUUAUAAUCUGAACUGGAAACUUCACAUCUCAUCUCUAGCUAAAACAGCUUCUAUGAAGUUAGGUGUUCUGAGACGUCUCCGCCAGUUUUUCUCAUCCCCCCAGCUGCUAACUCUGUACAAGGGCCUUAUCCGUCCAUGUAUGGAGUAUGCUUCACAUGUCUGGGGGGGUUUCACUCAUACUGCUCUUCUAGACAGGGUGAAAUCAAAAGCUUUUCGUCUCAUCAACUCCUCUCCUCUAACUGACUGUCUUCAGCCUCUUUCUCACCGCCGCAAUGUUGCAUAUCUAGCUGUCUUCUACCGCUAUUUUCAUGCUAACUGCUCUUCUGAUCUUGCUAACUGCAUGCCUCCCCUCCUUCCGCGGCCUCGCUGCACAAGACUUUCUUCUUUCUCUCACCCCUAUUCUGUCCACCUCUCUAACGCAAGAGUUAACCAGUAUUCUCAAUCAUUCAUCCCUUUCUCUGGUAAACUCUGGAACUCCCUGCCUGCUUCUGUAUUUCCACCUUCCUAUGACUUGAAUUCCUUCAAGAGGGAGGUUUCAAGACACUUAUCUACCAAUUUUUGACCACUGCCUUGACCCUUUUACGGGACUGGCAUUUCAGUGGGCAU